GUUUUGCCACACGGACGUACCAAUCCGUCCAAAGAUCCCUUCCAUCAGCUCAUUUUCACAUUUCCGCUCAUCCAGUACAAUGGCCGCCAACAACCUCUUUACGCCCAUCCAGCUCGGCCGCACGCUCGCUGCCAACCGCAUGCUCAUGGCGCCGCUCACCCGUGCUCGUGCGACGCCCGGCGACCACAUCCCGUCGGACGCCAUGGUCCAGCACUACGCUGACCGCGCAUCCUCGGGUCUUCUCAUCACCGAGUGCUCGAUGAUCGCACCCAAGACGUCGGCCUUCUACUCGGAGCCCGGUGUGCACACGCCCGAGCAGUUGGCGGCGUGGAAGAAGGUCACGGACGCGGUCCAUGCCAAGGGCGGCAAGAUCUUCUGCCAGAUCUGGCACUCGGGUCGUGCCGCGCACCCGGACCUCAACGACGGCGCCGAGCCCGUGGGUCCGUCGCCGAUCGCGAUUGACGGCACGGUGCAUGGUCCCAACGGCAAGGUGCCGUACGUCGUGCCGCGUCCGCUCGAGAUCAACGAGAUCGCCGACAUCGUGCAGCUCUAUGCGGCGGCGGCGCGCAACUGCGUGGACGUGGCGGGCUUUGACGGCGUCGAGAUCCACGGCGCCAACGGGUACCUCAUCGAUCAGUUCCUCAAGGAGAGCUCCAACACGCGCACGGACGCGUAUGGCGGGUCGCGCGAGAACCGCGGUCGCUUCCUCCGCGAAGUUGUGACGGCCGUCGUCGACGCGAUCGGUGGCGACCGCGUCGGCAUCCGCUUCUCGCCGCUCAACAGCUUCAACUCGCAGAAGGACUCGAACCCGGAAGAGUUUUCCGAGUAUGUGGCCAAGGCCAUGAACGACUUUGACCUGGCGUAUGUGCACGUGCUGCGCGGCGACUUUUUCGGCAAGCAGACGGGCGACGUCGUGCCCAUCUUCCGCAAGCACUACAAGGGCACGCUCGUCUCCAACGCGGGGUACUCCAAGGAGGAGGCCGAGGAGGCCAUCGCGUCUGGCAAGGUCGACGCCAUUGCCUUUGGCACGGCUUGGCUCGCCAACCCGGAUCUCGACACGCGCUUCAAGCUCAACGCGCCGCUCAACACGCCCGACUCGUCCACGUUCUACACGGGCGGCGCCAAGGGCUACAACGACUACCCGUUCUUGUCGUAGAUGACCUUUUGGGACAUUGCUCCACUGCAACACUAAUAAUCUAUAUCCACUGUACACCAA
Messenger RNA from Saprolegnia parasitica CBS 223.65, 1216 nucleotides. RefSeq lists its product as hypothetical. Gene Ontology annotation, molecular function: FMN binding; oxidoreductase activity. The transcript has a single exon. Bases 80 to 1156 code for a protein of 358 amino acids. Lineage: Eukaryota; Oomycota; Saprolegniomycetes; Saprolegniales; Saprolegniaceae. The record is from RefSeq and is a predicted model, not a curated record.